Molecule: messenger RNA, 1550 nt
Organism: Chelonoidis abingdonii (Abingdon island giant tortoise)
Lineage: Eukaryota; Metazoa; Chordata; Testudines; Testudinidae
Source: RefSeq, a predicted model, not a curated record
GCCCCCCUCGCUCCGCUCCCCUCGGCCCCUGCUCGGGCCAGCCGCAGCCAUGAACCCGUUAUUCGGCCCCAACCUCUUCCUCCUGCAGCAAGAGCAGCAGGGCCUGGCUGAGCAGGAGCCGCUUCCACCGGCGCCCCUGGGGGACUUUUUCGGCGGCGAGCUGGGCCCCGCUUCGGCAGCGCCCCCGUUCCCGGCCCCCCCCGCUGCCAUGGCCCUCCGCAAUGACCUGGGCUCCAACAUCAACGUGCUGAAGACCCUGAACCUGCGGUUCCGCUGCUUCCUGGCCAAGGUGCACGAGCUGGAGCGGCGCAACCGGCAGCUGGAGAAGCAGCUGCAGCAGGCGCUGGAGGAGGGGGGCAGCCGCCAGCGGGCUGUCCAGCGCCGGGAUCAGGCGGUGCAGACCAGCUUCGUCAGCCCCUUUCGCCCACUGGGGCUUGCCCUGGGCAGCUCCCGGCCAGCUGGGCUCGGUGCCCCCUCUAGGGUUUUGGGCUCUCCCAGCUGCCACCUCGGGGUACCAUUCACGCCUUCUUCCCAGCCUCCUACCUUGUCUGGCAGCCCCUUUUCAUCCUCAUCUCGCUUCAUGCCAGGCACCAUCUGGUCCUUCUCGCAGGCCCGUCGGCUGGGCCCAGGACCUGAGACCACCCUGGUUCAGGGGCCAGGGGUCUCGUGGGUUCACCCUGACGGGGUUGGCGUGCAGAUCGACACCAUCACCCCUGAGAUCCGGGCCCUCUACAAUGUGUUGGCCAAGGUGAAGAGGGAGCGCGACGAGUACAAACGCAGGUGGGAAGAGGAGUAUACUGUGCGUGUCCAGCUGCAGGACCAAGUGACUGAGCUGCAUGAGGAGGCCCAGGAGGCUGAAGCGUGCCAGGAGGAGCUGGCCCUGAAGGUGGAGCAGCUCAAGGCAGAGUUGGUUGUCUUCAAGGGACUGAUGAGCAAUAACCUCACAGAGCUGGAUACCAAGAUCCAAGAGAAGGCCAUGAAAGUAGACAUGGAUAUCUGCCGGCGCAUUGACAUCACAGCCAAGCUGUGUGACGUGGCACAGCAGCGUAACUGUGAGGACAUGAUCAAAAUGUUUCAGAAGCAGCUGUCUCUGCACUUGUCUCCCAUUAAGGUCCCAGCCACGGCGGGGCGGAAGCGGGAGCGGAAGCUGAUCAGUGACGAGGACACUUCGGUGUCUGAGAACGGUGCCUCCAAAAAGCCUGAAGAGGAGGAAGAUGAAGAGACCACAGCCAUGAGCAUCAAUGAGGAGAUGCAGAGGAUGCUGAACCAGCUAAGGGAGUAUGAUUUUGAGGAUGACUGUGACAGUCUCACAUGGGAGGAGACAGAGGAAACACUGCUGCUCUGGGAGGAUUUCUCCGGAUACGCUAUUGCAGCUGCAGAGGUGCAGGGGGAGGUAACACCAGCUUUAUGCUCCUGUCAUACCCCAUCUCCAGCUGCCCUCUCUCUGUCUCUGUCUCUCUCUCUGAUACAGUGUGGAUCCCUCAUUCCUCUUUAUGCUAAUUCCUACACAAAUACUCACGCAUUUCUAAAAGAUUCAUAGACUUACAGAC